Daucus carota subsp. sativus is the source of this 1287-nucleotide messenger RNA. RefSeq names its product homeobox protein knotted-1-like 6. Gene Ontology annotation, molecular function: RNA polymerase II cis-regulatory region sequence-specific DNA binding; DNA-binding transcription factor activity, RNA polymerase II-specific. The coding region runs from base 158 to 1090 and encodes 310 amino acids. Gene Ontology annotation, cellular component: nucleus. The transcript is spliced from 5 exons. The record is from RefSeq and is a predicted model, not a curated record. Gene Ontology annotation, biological process: regulation of transcription by RNA polymerase II. Lineage: Eukaryota; Viridiplantae; Streptophyta; Magnoliopsida; Apiales; Apiaceae.
GAACUUUUUUCAAUGUAAGCUAGCUAGCCCAUGACUGAAAAGCUAACUUCAUUGUUCUCCAGCAUCUCCUGCUUCCUCCUGUCUGUUCCAUCCUCCACACCAAAUUAUUUCUUAUUUUUCGAUAAUUAUUUUCGUAUUUUCCCAUAAUUAUUCGAGAAUGGAUGGACUCUACGGCCACCGCGCUGAUUACGCAGACAAGCUGCUCAUGUCGCCGGAAAAUAUCAUGUUUCCUUCGUCGGAUUACCAGAACCUGAUUUCGUCGCAGCGGUUUCCGGUUUACGGAUCGGAUGAGCUGUUUUCUGCGGCUUCGGCUAUAUCGGAAUCGGCUUCGAAUAGUCGUAGAAGUUUUCAACAAGGAGAGGAUUCGAAUAAUGAUCCUAGUUUGAUUAAGGCUAGAAUUAUGUCGCAUCCUUCGUAUCCGAAAUUGCUUCAUGCUUACAUCGAAUGUCAAAAGGUUGGAGCACCACCGGAGAUCGCGUCGUUGUUAGAUGAAAUACGGAGAGAAAAUGAUGUUUACAACAAGCAUGAUCAUGUGAAUUCUUGUAUUGGAGCCGAUCCCGAGCUGGACGAGUUCAUGGAAACCUAUUGCGAUAUACUGAUCAAGUACAAAUCAGAUCUUUCGAGGCCUUUCAGUGAAGCCAGCACUUUCUUGAGCAAUAUCGAAACUCAACUCGGCGAUCUCAUCAAUAAAGAUGAAAAUGCUGUAUCAUCAGAUGAUGAGCUUAGCGGAGUGGAGGUAGAUGUUCAAGAAGGCCAAGCAAGGGGUGAAGAUCGCGAACUCAAAGAUCGACUGUUAAGGAAGUUCGGCAGUCACAUAAGUUCACUGAAACUCGAAUUCUCGAAAAAGAAGAAGAAAGGGAAGCUGCCUAAAGAAGCAAGACAAGCACUCAUGGAAUGGUGGAAUGUGCACUACAAAUGGCCUUAUCCCACUGAGACCGACAAAAUAUUUUUGGCGGAAUCGACUGGACUGGACCAGAAGCAAAUCAAUAACUGGUUCAUAAACCAGAGGAAGAGGCACUGGAAACCAUCAGAAGACAUGCAGUUAGCUGUUAUGGAUAGUAUUUCGGGGCAAUAUUACAAUGACGAAUAGACGAAACCAGGUAGAACGCAGAUUCUCGAAAAUAUUCGGAUAUUUGAGCAUGGUUUGGUUCGGUUCGGUUCGAUUUUUUUUCAUGUUUGUAUAUUCUUAAUAUUACUUGCUUUAAACAAGUUGUCAUCUUCUUUUAUGAAUAUAAGAGAAGAUUAACAGUAGUUUCUUAACAGAUAUGGAACAUGUAUGUUCAGGCA